This is a messenger RNA of Terrapene triunguis (Three-toed box turtle), 2399 nucleotides long. RefSeq names its product fibrocystin-like. The transcript has 6 exons. The annotation marks the transcript as partial. Lineage: Eukaryota; Metazoa; Chordata; Testudines; Emydidae. The record is from RefSeq and is a predicted model, not a curated record.
GGCCCCAGUCACUCCAGAUUGGAAUAUCUUCAUUCGCAAAUUGUACUGGCCUGGAUGUACAGGUGAAAAUUGAGGACACUGUGGCACAGAUCCAAGCACGAACAGCCGAUGGCGUCGAUGUAGUACUGCCUGCCAUGGCAGAUGGAUGGUACAACCUUUCUGUCAUCAUCAAUGGCAUUGCCAUCGGCUCACAUGGAGUUGAUCCGUUCAUCCAGUACAACACUGAGAUCCUCAGCAUAGAGCCCUGCUGUGGCUCCGUUCUGGGUGGAACAAUCCUCACAAUCUCUGGAAAAGGCUUUAGCCAAAACCCUACCCUGGUUUCAGUCUUUAUAGGCACGCAAACCUGUGAUGUUACCCGCUUGGUGGAAGAGACAAUAUGGUGCCAGACCCCACCGGCUGCUGACUUCUCUAAUAUAGAGUCCCAGGACAUCUCUGUACUUGUGGGGGUGUUCAUUGGUAACAGAUCCUCUCCACUCCUUCCCUCCUGGAGCUUCCCAAAGAGGAAUAUCACCUUUACUUACCAGAUGGCUUUGACUCCGGUAGUUACCUCUGUGGAAGUAAAAAUGAUGAAUGACAGCCUGUGGCUGGACAUAGAAGGAAUAAAUAUAACUGGUUCAGUGGCUAAGCUGGGAGACUCUGAAUGUGAGCUGGAGUUUCAAUCCGACAAUGAAUCCACAACCCUUUCUCAAUGCUCCUUCCCACUGAGCACUCUGGAACCUGGAAUCUAUCCCGUCAGAGUUCUCCAGAAGCAGCUGGGCUAUGCCAACAUGACGGCAGCCCUGCAGAACUUUACAUUAGUCCCAGAGGUAAAGGCCAUAAUUCCAUCACAAGGUUCAGCUUGUGGUGGGCUGUUGUUCACUAUAUCCGGUCUUGUUCUAAAAUCCAGGAGGAAUUCAGUUCGUGUGAGCCUGACGGGUAACUAUACUUGUGAGAUCCACAGUGUGGAUUACAACAGGAUCAGCUGUGCUCUUCGUCCAAGGGAACCUCCUCUGGAUGACUGGUGGUUGCCUGAUGCCUCUCAAGCCCUUAAUGUCACAGUGACGGUAAAUGGAAUUCAGAGUGUCUGCCUCACAGACUGUGCACUCCACCUUCUGAAAGAGUGGACCCCUAAGGUAGAUGCUGUGGUCUGGGAGAUCAAUGGGACAUUGUCAUCUCUGCUGAUCAGAGGCCAGAGAUUAGCUUUGGCAACUGAUGAACUUGUGAUACAAGUGGACAACCGUGACCCUUGUAACGUAACUUUCUGGAAUGAGACCAGCAUACAAUGCCAGACAGGCAGCCUUUCCCCAGGGCAGCACAGCCUUUCUGUGUCCAACAGAAGAAGCGGGCAUGCUUGCUUCAGCAGGGACUCCCGUAUCUUCACCGUCAUUCCUUGGGUGCUCAAAUUUUACCCCCAAAAUUUCAGUACCAAUGGCGGGGGCCUUCUUGCCAUACAAGGGGCAGCACUGAAAGGAAGGAACAGCACUUCCGUUCUUGUUGGGAACCGACCCUGCCUCAUUACAGAUGUCAGCUAUGUGGUUCUCCGGUGCUCUGUUCCUCUGGGCAAUGGGAUCCAUGCUUUAGCUCUAGAAAUAGAUGGCAUCUUGUACCACCUUGGUGAAAUAAGUUACAGUGAAGAGUUCACCCCUAUUUUCCUUUUCCUUCUGCCUCCGGUGGGUCUCCUUUUAACAAUGACCGUGUCACGGAUCACAGGGGUGGAAAGCAUGCACAUUUCCAUUGGGGUCUCCCCCUGCACCAACAUCACUGGCAAUCACACCACUUUGCAAUGCUCGGCUCCCCGGCUUCCUGCUGGAGAAUACCGAGUCCUCGGCGGCGACUUCCUCCGAGGCUGGGCUUCAUCAAACUUGACAUUCACCUCUCAGUUUACUGUCACAUCGACACGCAACAACUGGGGUGGCCUGGGUGGAGGGGCAGUGCACGUGCACGGCACUGGGUUUGCUCCAGGAAACACCUCCGUAACCAUCUGUGGCGCUCCCUGUGAAACGCUAGGUGACACCACGACGACCGAUGUGAGCUGCCUUGCCCCGCGCUUGGACGCGUCCUUGGCCGUUCUCUGUGGCCUGACCCAUCCUUCAGAAGACUGCAAAGGAGCUGGGACCACAUACAUCCAGUGUGACGUCCAUAUCACAGCAGGAGCAUACAGCCUAGCAGGAGCCAGGCCUUACAUAUACCUGUGUGACGACAACUCUCUGCUGGAUAACAGGACAAAAGUCAACUCACCCCAGGCGCUUUUUGCUGGCCUCUUUUUCAGCCCUAAAGUGGAAAGAGAUGAAGUUCUCAUCUAUAAUAGCUCCUGUAACAUUACCAUGGAAACUGAGGCAGAGAUGGAGUGUGAGGGAGCUAAUCAGCCAAUUACCGCCAAGAUUACUGAGAUACGGAAAAACUGGGGCCAGAACACUCAG